GACGAGAUCGGCCCUCCCUCACGACGACCGGGGUUUGCGGUGAUUCGGUAGUCAUCGACAUCCGAGACGGUGAGCAAUAUGUCGUCGCCCGAAGACGCCCAAAAGGCGUACAAUCUCGCCAUGAAACACUCGUCGUCGGGGAACCUCGAGGGCGCACUCAAAUGGGCCCGAAAAGCCAUGUCCAUGGACCCCAAUUCAUCCCAGGCAAAGAUCCUCCUCACCAGCUUGGAGAAAGGUCACAUGCCCGGGAACACCUCGACUCAAAAUCAGGCGAACGGGAGCAGUGCCGAAGCCGGGACGUCCUCUUCCUCUUCGGGAAAGAGCUCGGCGAUGCCGAACGGGACCGCAUCAGCAGCGCAUCGGCGACCGGCAGCUGCCGGGGCUUCCUCUGCAGCGGAAGAAAAGAGGCCCCAGAGGGAGUACACCAAGGAACAGGCAAAGAUUGUGACACAGGUCAACAAGGCUGGCAGGGACAAUGACUUCUACGGGGUUCUGGGCUUGAAAAAAGAGGACAAGCCGGACGAAAAUGCAAUCAAAAAGGGCUACCGGAAGCUCGCCUUACAACUGCACCCGGACAAGAACGGUGCACCUGGUGCCGACGAAGCCUUCAAGAUUGUCUCGAAGGCCUUUACAAUUCUCUCAGACUCGAACAAAAAGGCUAUCUACGACCAGACGGGCAGCGACCCAGACUCGAGGGGAGGCGGCGGUGGUGGGUCUGGAUUCAGCCAAUUUGCGAGAGGUGGGCCGGGUGGGGCAACAUAUAGGACGUAUGGCGGCGGGGGUAUGAAUGGCGAGAUUGAUCCUCAAGAUCUCUUCAACAUGUUCUUUGGAGGAGGAGGAACGACUUUCCACUUUGGCGGGCCAGGUGUGCACUUUGGGCCAGGCAUGCCAAGAAGGCCACGAGCAGGUGGCCACCAGCCACAGCAAGAAUCCACGUCGAUCCUCCUGCAGCUGCUCCCAAUUCUUAUCCUGGGUCUCUUCUCGCUCCUGUCUUAUGCGCCCACGCUCUUUGGCACACCGGACCCGCUCUACACGUGGAAUGCACAGGGCGCAUACCGGAUGCCCCGAACCACAUUGAAGCACAACGUCAAGUACCACGUCGACCCGACCGCCUGGUCUCAGCACCCCUUCGUUCAAGCCGCUGCGGGCAGUGGAAGCGCGACGAGAAAAGACACUUCGAAGCUCGACGGCUUCGAGCGGCGUGUCGAGAACUCAUACAAGAAUAUUCUCUACAACGAGUGCGAGCGCCGUCGCGACUACCAAGAACGGAGGCUACGGGCGAGCAUGGGCACCCUCUUUGGCAUUGGUGCGGAUCGAGAGGCCGAAAAGAGGAUCAGAGAAGAGGUCUACGAAAGCUGCGAGCGCUUGAGAGACUUUGGCCUCUACAUGCCACUACGAAUCUGAGAUGUACACUGCUUUCUCUUUUCAUGAUAUCGGGUCAUAGAAUCACAAUUUCAUUGUCAUACGCUUGCACAAAAUCGGAGCGAGGCUGAUCGAUUGGAGAAGUUAGAGAAAAGAGAGGGGAGAACGUUUCA
Messenger RNA from Acaromyces ingoldii, 1535 nucleotides. RefSeq names its product DnaJ-domain-containing protein. The record is from RefSeq and is a predicted model, not a curated record. Bases 79 to 1404 code for a protein of 441 amino acids. Gene Ontology annotation, cellular component: endoplasmic reticulum membrane. Gene Ontology annotation, molecular function: Hsp70 protein binding. The transcript has 3 exons. Lineage: Eukaryota; Fungi; Basidiomycota; Exobasidiomycetes; Exobasidiales; Cryptobasidiaceae. Gene Ontology annotation, biological process: cellular response to misfolded protein.